ACACAGAGGGUGGGCCUUCGGCGAAAAAACAAGAAACAGACCAAUCAGAGAGCCCGGCGGGAGGGUCUUAACUGCCAUUCAAGCCCUUAUAAACUUUGUGUGUCUCGGUCGAAGGAGGUUAUUUUAUUUUUCCUCGCCAAUCCGCAACAAAGGGCUUCCAACCUCCGCAAUGCCACCCUUCAUCCUGUUGGUCGUGGGCCUGAGUAUGGUCGCGUCUGCGCCCAGCCUGGACCCACAGCUGGACGAUCACUGGGACCUGUGGAAGAGCUGGCACUCCAGGAAAUACCACGAGAAGGAGGAGGGCUGGAGGAGGAUGGUGUGGGAGAAGAACCUGAAGAAGAUCGAGAUGCACAACCUGGAGCACUCCAUGGGCAAACACUCGUACCGCCUGGGCAUGAACCAGUUUGGAGACAUGCCUCACGAGGAAUUCCGGCAGAUCAUGAACGGCUACAAGCACAAAAGCCAGAGGAAGUUCAAGGGCUCGCUCUUCAUGGAGCCCAACUUCCUGGAGGCCCCGCGCUCGGUGGAUUGGAGGGAUCACGGCUACGUCACCCCCGUCAAGGACCAGGGUCAGUGCGGUUCCUGCUGGGCCUUCAGCACCACGGGCGCUCUGGAGGGUCAGCACUUCCGCAAGUCGGGCAAGCUGGUGUCGCUGAGCGAGCAGAACCUGGUGGACUGCUCCCGGCCCGAGGGCAACGAGGGCUGCAACGGCGGCCUGAUGGACCAGGCCUUCCAGUACAUCAAAGACAACAACGGGCUGGACUCCGAGGACUCGUACCCUUACGUGGGAACUGACGACCAGCCGUGCCACUACGACCCCUCGUACAACUCCGCCAACGACACCGGCUUCGUGGACAUCCCUAGCGGCAAGGAGCAUGCGCUGAUGAAGGCCGUGGCCGCCGUGGGACCCGUCUCUGUGGCCAUCGACGCCGGGCACCAGUCCUUCCAGUUCUACCAAUCGGGUAUCUACUACGAGAAAGAGUGCAGCAGCGAGGAGCUGGACCACGGCGUCCUCGUGGUGGGUUACGGCUUUGAGGGAGAAGACGUGGACGGCAGGAAGUACUGGAUCGUCAAGAACAGCUGGAGCGAGAAGUGGGGUAACAAAGGCUACAUCUACAUGGCCAAAGAUCGCAAGAACCACUGCGGCAUCGCCACAGCGGCUAGUUACCCUCUAGUGUAACCUCGUCACCCUCUAGUGUUUUUUUUUUUUUUUUUUUUAAAUAGAAAAUUCCAAACACGCGGAGCUAUG
This is a messenger RNA of Dunckerocampus dactyliophorus (ringed pipefish), 1249 nucleotides long. RefSeq names its product cathepsin La (gene ctsla). Gene Ontology annotation, cellular component: lysosome. Gene Ontology annotation, biological process: immune response. The transcript has 8 exons. Gene Ontology annotation, molecular function: cysteine-type endopeptidase activity. NCBI's taxonomy places the organism in Eukaryota, Metazoa, Chordata, Actinopteri, Syngnathiformes, Syngnathidae. The record is from RefSeq and is a predicted model, not a curated record. The coding region runs from base 170 to 1180 and encodes 336 amino acids.